AUGGCGAGAAGAAGCGGUGCGGAAAGUCCUGUGGCGCCGCCCUGCCCUUCCGGCUCUCUGCCGGACUUGUCGGAUGGCGGAAGAUUGAGUUGUGGAUUUAAUGAAGUACGAUGGUGGUGCCGGACUCGAUGUCAAAGGUGGCUGGAAGAAUCAGCAUUCCGCAUUUUAUUAAUAAUGCAUCACCCAACGUUACUACUGGUAUUAUACGCUUCAGUCAUCUUCAGGAUAGCAGGAGCAUGUUCAUCACGUUCAACGCCGAGGCCGAGACCGCCCCCUCAGCCCACGAUGAGGCCGAACAUCACAUUCCAGACAUACGCCUGCUCAGACGCAUAUGCCAAAUGGUAUUGUCUGAAUGGAGCUACAUGUUUCUCUGUCAAAAUAGGAGAAUCCAUCCUGUACAAUUGCGAAUGUGCAGAUGGCUUUGUGGGCCAAAGAUGUGAAUAUAAAGAUCUAGAAGGAUCUUACUUAGCAUCCAGACAGCAAGUGAUGAUUGAAACUGCAAGUAUUGCAGGAGGAGUCACUCUUUUAAUCAUCAUUUUAGUGAUUAUAUCUGUAGCUGUUUAUGUGCAUUACAAGAAAAAGCGGAAAGAACAAAUGCAUCCAGUAACUCCUGUGUCACAUGCAUAUCAGCCUUUCAGUGCCUUCCAUGAGUCUGAUGUAGAUGAUGAAAGAAUAUCGAUCCACGAUCCAGAAUCAGGACACGGAGACACUCAUAGGGUUGUAGGAGCAACUGUUCACUCUGCUUCUAGCAGAGCGAGGACUUCACUGUGA
Uloborus diversus is the source of this 771-nucleotide messenger RNA. Its product is annotated as pro-epidermal growth factor-like. Gene Ontology annotation, molecular function: epidermal growth factor receptor binding; receptor ligand activity. The coding region runs from base 1 to 771 and encodes 256 amino acids. The transcript has 8 exons. Gene Ontology annotation, biological process: epidermal growth factor receptor signaling pathway. The record is from RefSeq and is a predicted model, not a curated record. Lineage: Eukaryota; Metazoa; Arthropoda; Arachnida; Araneae; Uloboridae.